This is a messenger RNA of Cotesia glomerata, 609 nucleotides long. RefSeq lists its product as uncharacterized. The transcript has a single exon. The coding region runs from base 1 to 609 and encodes 202 amino acids. The record is from RefSeq and is a predicted model, not a curated record. Lineage: Eukaryota; Metazoa; Arthropoda; Insecta; Hymenoptera; Braconidae.
AUGAGCGGUGCAUUAUAUGGAAUAGAUAUAGACGGACUCGAAGAGCAGAUGGAAAAAAAGAAAAUUGGGGGGACGGCGAUAGGGAACAAGCGAAUAUAUGCGAUGAAAUAUGCAGAUGAUGUGGCACUAGUAGCAGAAUCAGGAGGAGAACUAAAAAGUAUGCUGAAUGAACUGAGAAAAUAUACCAAAGAAAAUAAGAUAGAGGUAAAUGCAGAUAAAACAAAGAUAAUAAUAUGCUGGAAUGGAGGAAGAAAGAAAAAAGAAAAAAAAUGGACAUAUGAAGGGGAAGAAAUAGAGGAAGUAAAAGAGGUGAAAUAUUUAGGAUACUGGUUUACGAUGAAGAAUAGUGCAGCAAAGCAAAGAAAGGAGAUGGCGAGAAAGGCACAAAAAGCAACGAACGCGGUAUGGGGUAUAAUAAAGAGGAGCAAAAGGAACAGUAUAAGGGAGAGGAUGUAUCUGAUGAACACGGUGGCGAAAUCUGUAGCUAUGUAUGGAGUAGAAGUGUGGGGGUGGGAAAAAUCGGAGGAGAUUAGGAGAGUGCAUAGAAGGUUGUGCAAGAUGGCUUUAGGAGUGAGUAGGGACACACAAGGGUACAUAUGGAGGGAAUAA